GAGAGAGAGAUGGGAAAUUUGUACGUAAUGUUUGUGUUUUCACUUGUAAUUGUGCAUGCAACAGCAAGGAACGUUCCAACUGAAACAAAACCUAGUACUAAUACACUAAACCGUGUUGCAAACAAAGAGAUUAAUGCAGCUGGACCUGUUGGAGAUCAGAAAAACUUCCUUACAUACGGCGGCGUGGGUGGCUUUGCCGGUGUGGGCGGGUAUACUGGGGUGAUGCCAACUCUUGGAGGCAUUGGCGGACUUGGUGGUGGAAGUGGGCUUGGAGGGAUUGGAGGACUUGGUGGAGGCAGUGGGCUAGGAGGGAUUGGCGGACUCGGCGGUGGAAGUGGGCUAGGAGGGAUCGGCGGACUCGGCGGUGGAAGUGGGCUAGGAGGGAUCGGAGGACUCGGCGGUGGCAGUGGGCUCGGAGGCAUUGGAGGACUUGGCGGUGGCAGUGGGCUUGGAGGCCUCGGAGGACUUGGUGGGGGAAGUGGGCUAGGAGGAGUUGGUGGCUUAGGUGGUGCUGGAGGUGCAGCUGGUGGCGUAGGUGCUGGUGUUGGAGGUGCUGGAGGCUUAGGUGGCGGUGUUGGCGGUGGAUCUGGUGGGGCGCCUUGAUUAAGUUUGUCCAAUGUCUCUCCAGGGUAUAAAGUUAUCUUCAGUUUUAGUAGACUGUCACUUUAUGUUUUGUUUUGUUAACUUGCAAGUAAUUAUUGUAUUUCUGUUGCUCUAAAUUUUGGAUUGUACCACGUUUUAUUGGAGUUUCAUGGAGAAAAGCAAGAAUGCCACCUCUAAUUUUUCUGUUCA
Messenger RNA from Olea europaea var. sylvestris, 792 nucleotides. RefSeq names its product glycine-rich protein 23-like. The transcript has a single exon. Lineage: Eukaryota; Viridiplantae; Streptophyta; Magnoliopsida; Lamiales; Oleaceae. The coding region runs from base 10 to 603 and encodes 197 amino acids. The record is from RefSeq and is a predicted model, not a curated record.